Molecule: messenger RNA, 2555 nt
Organism: Mizuhopecten yessoensis (Yesso scallop)
Lineage: Eukaryota; Metazoa; Mollusca; Bivalvia; Pectinida; Pectinidae
Exons: 16
Coding region: 250-1758 (502 amino acids)
Molecular function (GO): DNA-binding transcription factor activity
Source: RefSeq, a predicted model, not a curated record
GAGUCUAUAAGCCCGUGAUCUCGUCGGGCCCGUGAACUCGGCUACACAAUAUAUGAUGACGUCAUCUACUUUCAUUUUGAUCGAGCACACGUGUGUAGCUGCGACAUUCCUUUUGAUCGAUCACACAUUUGUAGCCGGGAAAUUCUAAUGAUAAUAAUAAUAAUGACUUAAUAAUGAAUUUCACAUAAUGGAUGUAAUCAACAACAUCACCAGGUAAUAAUAUACAUGUAGAUACAGAUACAGAUACGGAUGGCAGAAUCAGUUGAGGGGUUCAAUGUCACAUUGAAAGGAGUGGAUCAUACAGAAGGAUGGGUUACAACUCAACAACAGCUUGACAAUGUACUUGAAGCACAUCGGCUGCAGAGCGGUACACAGUUUGUAUCAUGGCAUGAUGACAAAGCAAGGAAGCCAGAAGCUGUUGGUCGCCUGCUGUGGACCCACAAAGAUUUAUCCAUUACUGGUCCUGCAUUUGCCUUAGGAAGGCAUGUUAUCAGACAGUGCCAGUAUGGAAAAGGGCAUAAAAGGGCCAAGACACAGAAACAACAGGUUCCUAAUUUGCAUGACUAUGCACAGUCUUCAAGACACUAUUUGCAGCGAAGCAAAAAGGUAGGAUGCAGUGCUAAGAUCAUUAUCCGCUAUAUAACUGUAUAUACGGAAUAUGAUGCUUCUGGAAUUUGGGAAAAAGAUAGAAGACGCACCAACCUCAUGGAGGACUUAAAGAAGCAACUAGCAACUGAUGCUAGCUACAAAGAACCACUUGACAUGUAUUGCAGGAAGUGUUGUUUAACUGAGACUUCAGAAUGUCACUGGAUUCAGUGUGACUCUUGUCCAAAGUGGUUUCACUUGAGCUGUCUGGAUAAUACAGGACACACCAACUUAGCUGAAAUACAGGCAAAUCCAUACCUGUGCAAAUUUUGUCUGAAGGAAUAUGAAGAUGAGAACUACAUGUUGGCAUGCAGAAACACUUGUCAACUUCGGGUUAACCCACAAAAGAAAAGAAAGAGAAGUUCUUUUGUGUAUGAACCAGUGAAAAAGGCAAACCUGGACAACAUCAAGAAAUCAAUGGAAGGAGAAAAGUCUGCACCACCACCAUUGCUCCAAACUAAUAAACGCCGCAGGAUUUGUAGAACCGAGAACAACGACUUUCUCGAAGAAAAGCCUUUACAGACAGACCGCAGCAAAGAAGAAAGCAUAAUGCCACCCUUAGAGUUUCCAAAGUAUGUUAGUGAUGCAGACCAGAGAGACCAGGAAGGCAUGAUUAAUCUUGCUGACAUAAAAAAACAUAGUCAGCAAAUUCAUAACCGAAUGAGGGAAAUAGUGAAAACACAGGCUUCCAGGAAAAGCAUUUCUCGAAAUUGUAAUUUGAACCCAGAAUGGCUAUCUAGACAUUCCCAGUUCAUAAUGAAUGGACAGGCAGACGACUGGAAAAACAAGGGAUAUGGACUUUCUUUUUUCAAUCAACCAGUGCAGCAUUCUUUGGAACAAUGGAUUGAAAGGGGGUUUUAUGUGGACAUUGGAACUUGUAUAUUUACGAAAUGGGGUUCAAUAAAGGGAGCAAGUAAGGAACUUCAAGACCGGAUGACACAAAGCCCUUAUGAAGCUGACAGUUACAUUAAAACUGUACUUGGAAAAGAAUGCCUGGCAGUGACAGUUGAAAUGGUGAAGAAGAUGCCAUAUUUGAAUGCAGACGAGGAUUGCAGUCAAACAUCUGCCACCACAAUGAGGAAAGUUUUCCAAAAAAAAAUUGGAAAGAAGUAAUUCAAUUUAUUUUCUCCUAGUCUUUUUACAUCUACCCAUCCACCAUAUUGUUCACUUUGAUGGUUUUGAUUUGGUUAUCUAUUCUUAUGUUAGAUUUUGAACGUGUUGGGCACCAUAGCACAUGGUUUUACAUAUUUCUCCUACAGCAGCUAGCGCCUGGUUGAAAAUAAUUCCCUUUUGGCUAGGGAAAACAUGCGCAGCCUAUCCUUAUACAUGUGUUUUAAAUAUCAACUUGAUAUUAACACUGGGAGUGCCCCACUUCUAGACCCCUAACCAGAACUCUGCCUAAUGGAAAUGCAGGGAGCCUUAAUUAGCAGCCCCUUUUGACCCCUCACCUCCCAUUCAUGUAAUGUAUUUUAAUGCAUUUUGUUGUAGAAUCAUAGCUUUAACUUAUAUUGUUCAACUUUAACUUUAACUGUUACAUGAGGGUACCCAAAAUUGAACACGUUUUAGAUAUGUGACAGCCUUUUUUAUUUUGCAGUAUAGAUGAAUGGUAUCUAUCUUUAUGUCAUAGUGCUCCAAAAGCUAAAUAGGAAACAUUUAUAUAUAAUCAUAAAAAAGUGUUCCAAUUUUGGUAUUGUCACAUUUAAGAGAUAGUCUUAUUUUAGCACUUUUCGCACUUUAAUUAUUGCACCAAUUUAAGAAUGUGUCAAUUGGAAUUCUUAUAUAUUGUUUCUAUUGCAAAUUUUGGUGGUGCACCAAAUUAUCAAUGCGCUAAUUUAUUAACUCACUGGGUCUGAAGGACCAAGGUGAGCUUAUGCCAUACCAUGAAUUUAACUAAUUUUGACUGGAAGCAU